Messenger RNA from Xyrauchen texanus (razorback sucker), 3117 nucleotides. RefSeq names its product low-density lipoprotein receptor-related protein 8-like. The record is from RefSeq and is a predicted model, not a curated record. NCBI's taxonomy places the organism in Eukaryota, Metazoa, Chordata, Actinopteri, Cypriniformes, Catostomidae. Gene Ontology annotation, molecular function: calcium ion binding; protein binding. The coding region runs from base 79 to 2799 and encodes 906 amino acids. The transcript is spliced from 18 exons.
AGGAGAUGCUGUGAAGGAGUGCCGACGCCAUCCGGACACGCUUUUGUUUGUGGAUGAACACUCCAAACCGUUUCGGAAAUGUGGACAGAAAUUGGGAAAUUAUUAUUUUUUCAUUUUCUAUUGUCGGAAUUAUACUCAACGAAAGGUGCUGAAACUGGCAUUGAAACGGAGUGCGAGGAUGGACAGUUUCAGUGCAACAAUAAGAGAUGUAUUCCCACCAUAUGGAGAUGUGAUGAUGAUGAUGACUGCUCGGACAACAGCGACGAGGAGAACUGCCUGAAGAAGACAUGUGCGCCCUCAGAGUUUGCGUGUGCGAACGGUCAGUGUGUUCCUGGCCGCUGGCGGUGUGAUGGAGAACCAGAGUGUCCGGACGGAUCGGAUGAGGCAGAUGCCACCUGCACAGUCAAACAGACAUGUCCCCCAGAGAAGUUUGACUGUGGUGGGAAGUGUGUGUCGCUGUCCUGGCGUUGUGAUGGUGAGAGAGACUGUGAAAAUGGUGCAGAUGAAGAGGACUGCGCAGCGGAUGCCAGGUCCUGCUCGACAGGAGAGUUCCAGUGUCGCAACCGUAAAUGUUUAGCACCAGUGUAUGUGUGCGAUGGUGACGAUGACUGUGGAGACAGCAGUGAUGAAGAGAAGUGCAAUCCACCCACCUGUGGACCGCACGAGUUUCACUGUAACAGUUCAGAGUGUGUGCCGCAGCCCUGGACCUGUGACGGUGACCCCGACUGCUCUGACGGCUCUGAUGAGUGGGCGGGGCGAUGUGGGGGCGGGUCUGGUUGGCCAGCGCCGCCCCCUGUCCGCAGGCUACAGUGCAGUGCUGGAGAAUUCCGCUGUGGCAGUGGAGAGUGUGUGAAGCUGGCCUGGAGGUGUGACAGAGAUCCUGACUGCAAGGACAAAUCAGAUGAGGCCGACUGCCCUCUACUCACAUGCCGACCUGAUGAGUUCCAGUGCGGUGACGGAUCCUGCAUCCACGGCAUAAAACAGUGCAACAAAAUACAUGAUUGCCUUGACAAAAGCGACGAGGCCGGCUGUGUCAAUGCCACAAAGUGUGAAGGCCCUCUGAAGUUCCUUUGUAGGAAUGGGGAAUGCAUUGAUGGAAGCAAGGUGUGUGACAAUGUGAAGGACUGCAAGGAUCGAUCGGACGAACCCAAGAAGGAAUGCAGUUUGAAUGAAUGUUUGCUCAACAAUGGUGGCUGCUCUCAUAUCUGUGUGGAUCGGCCCAUUGGAUACGAGUGCCGAUGUCCUGCCGGAUACAAGCUGUUGGACAAGAGGACGUGUGGAGACAUUGAUGAGUGUGAGAACCCUGAUGCUUGCAGUCAGAUUUGCAUCAACCUUAAAGGGGAUUUCAAGUGUGAGUGCCACCCAGGUUAUGAGACGGACCCUGUGAGCAAGACUUGCAAAGCAGAGGGAAAAAGCCCUUACCUAAUGUUCACAAACAGGCAUGAGAUCAGGCGCAUUGACCUGGUAAAGAGGGACUACACACAGGUGGUUCCUACUCAGAAGAACGCUGUUGCCAUUGAUAUAGACGUGGCCGCCAAUCUCAUGUUCUGGUGUGACCGUUUUCAACGCAAAAUAUACAGUGCGUACAUCCACGAGGCGAGUGACCCAUCUCGACAUUUUACUCUGAUUGACUCUGAUCUGCAUUCUCCUGAGGGUCUGGCUCUGGACUGGGUCCAGCACAACCUCUACUGGACUGACUCGGGUGACAGAACCAUCUCUGUGGCAUCUUCAGAUGGCAACAAGAGACGCGUGCUGAUCAGUACUGAACUGAGUGAACCGCGUGCAAUCGCUGUCGAUCCAGAGCGAGGGUUCAUGUACUGGUCUGACUGGGGCCUUCGGGCCAAGAUUGAGAAGGCUGGCAUGAACGGUGUGGAUCGGCAGGUGUUGGUGUCUGAAGACAUUGAGUGGCCUAAUGGAAUCACUCUAGAUGUGGUUGGCAAGCGCUUGUACUGGGUGGACGCCAAACUGCACCUGAUAUCCAGCGUCGAUUUAAACGGGGCCCACCGCAGAGUCAUCCUGUCCUCCAUCGAGACUCUCGGCCAUCCUUACGCCCUCGCUGUGUUCGAGGAUCGAGUGUACUGGACGGACCGCGAGAAUGAAGCCAUCUACAGCGCAAACAGACUCACGGGUCAAGAUGUAACCAGCCUCGCAGAACACCUUAAUGACCCUCAUGACAUUGUGGUUUACCACGAGCUAAGCCAACCUGAAGCACCUGACAGCUGUAACCUGGGCGGCGUGACUAAUGGAGGCUGUGUCUUUCUGUGUCUACGAGCCCCUCAGAUCAGCGAGCACUCACCCAAAUACACCUGCUCCUGUCCAGACGGAGAGGAGCUGAGUCCUGAAACACGCCAAUGUGAACCCGUCCAAAAUGAGACUGCCAUAACGCCCACUGCCCCCAUCAACAUCACCAUGGAAACAGUAACAGGGGCUGGUCGGGUACCGGAGUUUGCUGCGGCAGUGACUUCCCAGUCUGAUAGUGUAGCUGAGACCAGUACCUCAUUGCUCCUCACUUACAGCACAAAGGAACCACCUGCGGACUUCUCAAAUGUUACAGCAGAGCAUAUCCCAACCCAGUCAUCAAGAACCACACCAGGAGACAUGAGCAACCUGUCCCAUCAGUCUGGCAAUGAGUUGUUUCUCCUUGGCCGCAAUCUGACAGUGGCAGUGCUUGGCGUUGUGAUUCCUGUAGAUGGUGUGUUCACUGUCAUCCAGCACAGACACGAUUCCUCAGUGAACUUUGACCAGUCCUGGGAGAAGUAUGAGGAUGGAUUUGGAGACUUCAGUAAUGUGAAUGUGUGAUUAUAGUGUUGCUGUUGACAAGUCUUUCAUAUCAACCCUUUUCUUAGAAAUUCUGCUGUGAAUGCCAUAAAAUGUUGCAUUCCCAGUUGACACAAUCUUGGCCGUACAGAAUUGAUAUAGUGAAUAUAAACUAUGAAUAUACAUGUAUUCCGCUUUCAAUAAGGCAUAUGUGUCUGUGGCUGUUUUCAGUUUUUUUUAAUUAUUUUUUAAUAAAUAUUGUUUAGUUCAUUUGAUUUCAGCAAUUUUGUGUAGCUCUAUCUCAUGGAUUCUGGAUUUCUCAGAUUUUAUUAUUAUUAUAAUACAUUUUAUUUAUAGGCA